GCAAACUUUUGCGUUUGAUCGCAACUUUUCCGGAUGCACAGUUACAUAAGAGGAGUGCGGAUUGAGUCAUUCGGUGUUCUAGUUUUGGAUAGGAAGGACGCAGAAAACUUAUCCUGGAAUGCGACAUGGCGCAGCCAGUAGCGAAACAUAUGCAAACGCAGAAGCAAGGGUACAAAAUGAAGGAUAUGACGCGCAAUUCUCCGGUUGAAAAUAUUAGCGUCCCUUCGGUAGAGAAGCAAAGAAAAAAAUAUAAGGUUAAAGAUUUGUCCCGUGAAUUGGCGGCAGAGAAGGCCAAAAACAUUCAACUAAUGGAAGAACUCGAACAAAGUCAACGAAUCAACGAGGAACUUCUGGCUAAUCAAGCUGAGAAAGAGGCCAACAGAUCUGAUUUCGAAAGCGAAACCCCAUUUUCUAGUACUCGCAGGGUAUCAGCUGUAGCUAAUUUUGAAGAUUCACGUUCCUUCCUCAAUCAAAAAUGA
Wyeomyia smithii (pitcher-plant mosquito) is the source of this 479-nucleotide messenger RNA. RefSeq lists its product as uncharacterized. The transcript is spliced from 3 exons. NCBI's taxonomy places the organism in Eukaryota, Metazoa, Arthropoda, Insecta, Diptera, Culicidae. Bases 126 to 479 code for a protein of 117 amino acids. The record is from RefSeq and is a predicted model, not a curated record.